Messenger RNA from Carassius gibelio (silver crucian carp), 1234 nucleotides. RefSeq names its product RNA binding motif protein X-linked 2 (gene rbmx2). Gene Ontology annotation, cellular component: U2 snRNP; catalytic step 2 spliceosome; precatalytic spliceosome. Gene Ontology annotation, biological process: mRNA splicing, via spliceosome. NCBI's taxonomy places the organism in Eukaryota, Metazoa, Chordata, Actinopteri, Cypriniformes, Cyprinidae. The record is from RefSeq and is a predicted model, not a curated record. The transcript has 6 exons. The coding region runs from base 122 to 1126 and encodes 334 amino acids. Gene Ontology annotation, molecular function: RNA binding.
UCAGUCAACUACAUAUCCCACAAUCCUUUGUUCCUAACCCGGAAAAAAAUAGUACCACGUGUGACCUUCGAAAACUCGCCAGUGGAAAGAAAUCCUUCCGGAGUGCCCACGGCUCUUCACAAUGAAUCCUCUCACCAAAGUGAAACUAAUCAAUGAACUGAAUGAAAAAGAGGCUGAACUUGAUGUCAAAGACAGUGUGUCCUGGCAUUCAGUCUACAAGGACAGUGCCUGGGUCUUUAUUGGUGGACUUCCAUAUGAUCUGACCGAAGGAGACGUCAUCUGUGUUUUCUCUCAGUACGGAGAGAUUGCCAACAUCAAUUUGGUGCGAGAUAAAAAGACGGGCAAAUCCAAAGGAUUCUGCUUCCUGUGCUAUGAAGAUCAAAGGAGCACCAUUCUGGCGGUGGAUAACUUUAAUGGAAUCAAGAUUAAGGGCCGGACUAUACGUGUGGACCAUGUAGCAAAUUAUCGACCACCCAAGGACAACGAAGACAUUGAUGAUGUCACUAAACGUUUGCGGGAAGAGGGAUGUGCUCCUAAAGUCCCCUCCUUUGAGCCAGGGUCUGAGGAGGAAGAUGCUGUACCUGUGAAAAAGCCCAAAAAAGAUAAAAAGGAGAAGAAAAAGAAGAAGGAGAAGAAAGAGAAGAAAAAAGCACUAAAGGAAGAGAAACGUGAGGCACGGACUGAGCCGUCAGCAUCAUCUCCCGUCCGAGUGAAGAAGGAGAAGGAGGACACGGCAUACGAAAAGUAUGUGGCGAAGGGACCGGCAGGAAGCAGAAGGGACAGAUCGGGACAAGACUUCAGGAACCCACAAGACCGAGCAGAUGAAGCGGACAGAUUCAGAGAUAGGUAUAGAGGUGAGAAGGAAAGGGAUAGAGAAGAAGACAAAAAGACAGACAGAAACCGAGAGGAUAAAAGACAUGAAGACACACGGCAGCGAGACAGAGAAAGAGACAAAGGAAGAGGUGUUGAUAGAGAGAAUAAUGGGGAGAGAGAGCGUGAGAGAGAAAGGGAACGUGAUAGAGACAGGGAACGAGAGAAGGACAGAAGGGAGCGAGACCGAGGAAAUGACCAAGGGUUUGCCAAACACAGAGAUCACAGUCGUGAAAGAGAAUACAGGCGAAAUUGAACAGAGAUACUAAUUUAACUUUUUUUGGGGGGGGGACAAAAUGGACUGUACUAUUUUUUUAGUGUGUGUGUAACUCAGAAAUGUAAAUAAAUGAUUAGAAUUUUGAAA